AUGGUAGUCCAGCGCCAUGUCCUCAACUGGCUGUACAGCGUCCUGACAAGUGAAUACCACGAUGUCAACCGCACUUACAACGACGUAGCCCAGGCUCUGUCCCAGUACCCCUCUCUGUCGCCUCGGACGGAUGUACACACAUUCCCAAACGGCAGCUCUGCCCUCCUCCUCCACAUCUCCGGCACGAUACCCGUCAACUUCCGCGGCACUACAUACCGCUUCCCCCUUUCGAUAUGGGUCCCUCACGCCUACCCACGGGAGCCGCCUCUCGUUUAUGUCACCCCGACCGAGACCAUGGUCGUAAGGCCGGGGCAGCAUGUUGACCCGCAAGGACAAGUCUACCAUCCGUACCUCGUCGGCUGGGCUGACUUCUGGGAUAAAUCCAACCUACUCGACUUUAUGGGCGUCCUACGAGAUGUCUUCGCAAAAGAGCCUCCAGUUGUCGCAAGAGGCCAGGCGCAACAACGACCUCCUUCGGUCCAGCCACAAGCUGCUCCCACCCCGCCGCCCAUUCCUCCUCUGCCACAGGAGCUGUCUGCUCGACCACCGAGUUCCGUACAGUCACCUCCCAUAGCAAACGGAGGGCCUCGACCACCGCCUCCACCCCCCAAGCCCAAUCAACAGGCUUCGAGAGCAGACGGAGGCCCUCCUCUACCUCCUCUCCCCCCAGGUGUCGAGCGCCCAACGAGCCGGUACGGUUCACCCGCAUUGCAGCAAUCGCCAUCAGCUCAGCCACCCCAAAACAAUCGCAUGUCCAGAUACGAUAGUGCGCCACCACUGCCUCCUGUCCCUCAACAUCCACAACAGCAGGGACCGCCGCAAGGCUACUCUCACGCUGCCCCUCCUCCCCCUCCUCCUUCUUUCCAGGGCCCUCCGGUGCAGGCUCAGUAUCAAGUUGGCACUCCACCUAUGCCAGUUUCUCCUGCCGAUCCGCGUCGAAUGUCAAGCCUGCCUCCGCAAAACCAACAACAAUACGCUGGUCCUCCACCAUUACAGCAGACAUGGCAACAAGGGCCGGCACAGACCCUUCCUCCCCCACCACAGCAAAAGCCUCCGCCACCGCCUGACUUGAUGGACGAGCCCCUGACCCUCAACAUACCCUCACCUUCUUCCGUACCAGCACCCCCAAUACCACCUAACCCUGAAAAGGACGCCCUCCUCCGCCAGCUUGCUACAACUUUGUAUCAGAUGAGAACCCGCACCCGCGAACAGAACGACUCCAGCAUGCAAGGCCUACAAGCCCAGCGCACGGCCAUGCUCAGCGCCAUGGGCGCCAUGCAAUCGGAGAUCGGUUCUCUGACGCAGCUUUCUAAUUUAUUACAGAACAACACAAACAUCCUGCGGGACACCAUGCGCCGCGCAGAUGAGACGAUUGAAAGUAGCAAACGCCUCCCAGAGCCAGACAUUGACCAACUACUCGUCGCACCAACCGUCGUGGGGAAUCAGCUAUACGAACUGGUGGCAGAGGAGCGCGCACUGGCUGAUGCCAUCUUCGUACUUGGACGAGGUGUUGAAAGGGGACGGGUCGCGCCGGCUGUCUUCGCUAAGACAACGCGCAGCUUGGCUAGGGAAUGGUACCUGAAGAAGGCGCUGGUCAAGAAAAUCGGCCGUGGAAUGGGACUCCACUCGGCUGCUUAG
Messenger RNA from Diaporthe amygdali, 1638 nucleotides. RefSeq names its product endosomal sorting complexes required for transport I. Gene Ontology annotation, cellular component: ESCRT I complex. The transcript has 4 exons. Gene Ontology annotation, biological process: protein transport; protein modification process; endosome to lysosome transport. The record is from RefSeq and is a predicted model, not a curated record. NCBI's taxonomy places the organism in Eukaryota, Fungi, Ascomycota, Sordariomycetes, Diaporthales, Diaporthaceae. The coding region runs from base 1 to 1638 and encodes 545 amino acids. Gene Ontology annotation, molecular function: ubiquitin binding.